Dromaius novaehollandiae (emu) is the source of this 2006-nucleotide messenger RNA. RefSeq names its product caveolin 2 (gene CAV2). Gene Ontology annotation, molecular function: protein kinase binding; molecular adaptor activity. Gene Ontology annotation, biological process: caveola assembly; insulin receptor signaling pathway; positive regulation of MAPK cascade. The record is from RefSeq and is a predicted model, not a curated record. Gene Ontology annotation, cellular component: sarcolemma; caveola; Golgi apparatus. The transcript has 3 exons. Lineage: Eukaryota; Metazoa; Chordata; Aves; Casuariiformes; Dromaiidae. The coding region runs from base 122 to 610 and encodes 162 amino acids.
GCGCCGCUCCGCCCCAGCGCCGCGGGGCCGAGCGGGCGGCGGCGCGAGCGGCAGCGGCAGCGGCCGGGGCGGUCCGCGCCUGCGGAGACGGCAGGGUCGCAGAGCCGCGCCGCGCCGCGCCAUGGGGCUGGAGAAGGAGAAGGCGGACACGCGCAUUUUCAUGGACGACGACAACUUCACCCGCGCCGGCGGCCCCGCGCUGUCGGACGCGGAGAAGAGCGCGGAGGACGACUCGGAGAGGGACCCCAACGGCCUCAACACCCACCUCAAGCUGGGGUUUGAGGAUGUGAUUGCGGAGCCGGAAUUAACUCACUCCUUCGACAAAGUCUGGAUCUGCAGCCACGCUCUCUUUGAACUCAGCAAGUACCUGAUCUACAAGCUGGUGACUCUGGUCCUCGCCAUACCACUGGCCCUGCUUGCCGGGAUUAUCUUCGCAGUGCUUAGCUGCGUGCACAUCUGGAUUGUGGUGCCCUUCGUGAAAACCUGUCUCAUGGUGUUGCCGUCAGUGCAAACUGUGUGGAAGAGCCUGACAAAUGUUUUCAUUGUACCAUUUUUUCAAAGCAUAGGCCGAUGCUUUGCCAUGGUUAACAUACGCCUGGAUCGAGAGUAACUGUCAGGGAUGCAACAAUUGUAAUUGUAUGUGGUCGCAGAAGGUGUUAUACCUCUUUGCUCGUGUAACAUGCAGGCACUUACCAUUCAUUCCAAACUGUCACAAUUACAAUGGCUGGUUUAAGUGGGAACAUACUAUUUUUCAUUUAUUUUCAGGGAUCAAUUUAAGAUAAAGUAGGCGGUUUUACUAUCUCACUAUUUUAACAACAGAACCAACGUGGGAUACAUUGGCAACACUUUCUUUUAAUGGCACAAUGACUGUUAGAUUACAGAAGAAUUCUCAUGGAGGUUUAAUAGCCAUCACAGUGAUAAUGUUUUAAAUUGCUAUGACUGGUGUUUUUACUAUAAAUAGUUAAAUUGGUAGGAUGUGAUACUUUGGGUGACACUGAUCUCUAGCAUUUCGCAUUGACUUUUGGAUUCCACCAGAGAUCAUUCUGGCCCUCAUCAUGAUAUACUCCAUUAUUAUUUGCAGCAGGUAAAAUGAAUAUGACUCAUUGCAUGCAGCAUACAGAGAAGAGAACUGUUGUGUAAUUCUACCAUACUGGGCAAAAGCUUCCCAGAAGUUUAUCCAUUAAAAUAAGGUGUUAGCUAAUGAUUGGAACAUCAACUAAUCUGUAUAUUUUAUUUAAUGAGAGGUUAACUUUGCUGUAUAUUUUGUACGUAUGUAAAUGGCACUUGAUCAUUAUUCUCUGAAGCAUUAUUUCUAUAGUAUUUGUAUUCUAACAAACUUACUAGGCAGAAAGAGUGAGACUGCAAAAAAUAGAUAACUAAAAAUUAGAUAAAUAAAAUUUCAGUUUCUAAAUUAUGCAGAUUUUUGAAGUGUUGCUGUGCAAUUCUAGUAUAUCCUUUAUAUAUAGUUGUGUGUAAAAGCAAAGAUUGUGAGUGUUUUCUCACAAGACUAUGCAAAAGACUUGGAAAUAUCUGUUUAUGAGAAUUGUUUUUUAUUAAAAAUGGGCUGCAGUAAAUGCAACCCUGCCUAUUUCUGUGCAUUAUCAGCAACAUUGUGAUAUGUAAAAUGGUAGACACUAUGCAGGCACUUUAACUAGCUGGAAGCUCUUAUAUAAGGCACAUGAGUGUAAUUGGUAUCCUUGCCUAAUUCUCCUCUCCUAUUGACCUGACUCUCCGUUUUGCUUAUUUACUACUUUAAAGCCUAACCCAUAAAGAGCCCUUCUUCCUUCUGCACCUAAUAGAGCUUUGUAAACCAGAGUAACAGAACAUAUGCAGAGGUACAUUAAAAUUACAUUAGCCUUCUGAUGGGUUUAUGCUGCUGUUUUAUUUAAAUACUGAUGAUAAGCUGCAAUUGUAAAAUGUUUGUGUGAUUUAGUAUGUUGCUUUCUAGAAUGAUGUCACAGAUUUCUUAUGAAACAAGAGGUAUAUAAUAAAAUAAUAAAAUGUCA